Molecule: messenger RNA, 922 nt
Organism: Prunus mume (Japanese apricot)
Lineage: Eukaryota; Viridiplantae; Streptophyta; Magnoliopsida; Rosales; Rosaceae
Gene: NTF2A
Product: nuclear transport factor 2A
Biological process (GO): nucleocytoplasmic transport
Source: RefSeq, a predicted model, not a curated record
AAUAACCAGCGUCGGACCCACGCAAAUAGGAGCGAUACGGUGGGCCGAUCCGGUAAAUCUCAUGGCGAUAUCUUCCUCUAAAUAUCGGUUAAAACUUGGAAAAUUACAAUUAAAAAAUAAAAUAAAAUAAAAAAACAGAACAUAUAUAAAAACCUAGUCACUCGGUCGCAGACUCUCAGCUCUCCUCUUCUCUUCGUGCCUACCGUUUCUUCUUUGUUUGCAGUAAGUCCCUUCUCUGUUUCAGAGUCUUUUGAGUCUCUUUCGCGGGGGCAGUGAUCAGGUGCGGCGGAGAUGGAUCCAGAUUCGUUGGCGAAAGCAUUCGUGGAGCAUUACUAUACGUUGUUCGACGCGAAUCGCGGGGCCUUGGCGAACUUGUACCAGGAAGGUUCGAUGUUGACCUUCGAAGGUCAGAAGAUCCAAGGGUCACAAAACAUCGUGGCCAAGCUCACAAGCCUCCCUUUCCAGCAGUGCCAGCACAGCAUCACCACCGUCGAUUGCCAGCCCUCUGGCCCUGCCGGCGGCAUGCUCGUCUUCGUCAGCGGCAAUCUCCAGCUCGCCGGUGAGCAGCAUGCUCUCAAGUUCAGCCAGAUGUUCCAUUUGAUGCCUACUCCACAGGGAAGCUUCUAUGUGUUCAAUGACAUUUUCCGGUUGAACUAUGCAUGAAGACAAGAUCAUCACUCACAUUCAACAAUGGGUGGGAAUAUGUGUGCUCUCUUCCCUGCCUAUUACUGUUUAGUUGUAGGGAUCUCAAAUGGAAAGUAUGAACUUUCUUUUGGUUGGAUGUUUAGUGUUCGUUGUGUUUUUUUGUGUCGCCAGAAUUUAGAGAUUCUUAUGAUUGUUAUUGGUUGAAUUGGAAAUUUACAUUGCUCUGGGUAAUUAUCUAAAAUGAAUACGGUAUUGGAGGUUUGAAGAUUGAAGAAUG